AUGUUGCUUAUAAAAGUACGCAAUAAGUGAUUUUUUUUUUAAUUAAACAAUGAACGCAUUUUACGGCUUUUUUCUUUUAAUUUUUUGCAUUGGGCAGUGCCAUAGUCACGGGCCACUUUCUUUGUUCGAUGGCGUCAAUGCCACUGAGGGAGAAUUCCCUUAUAUGGUGUCUAUACGUUUGGGUACUAUAGGAGAACAUGACUGCGGAGGUUCCAUUAUUGGUCCAACAUGGAUUUUGACUGCGGCCCAUUGUAUGCGUUUAGAGGCCGUCAGGUUUGGUACGAUCAAACUGAACAAUUAUAGAACUGAUCCCGAAUACACGGUGAAAAUAAAAAACUAUUAUCCGCAUCCCGAUUUUGAGAUGAUCAGAGUUAAUAGGUCUUGGGGUUAUCCUAUAAACGAUAUCGCUUUAUAUGAGGUGGAAGAGCCUAUACCAUAUGGUCCCAAUGUUCAACCUAUUAAGCUGGCAGCCAAAAACCAAUCUAUUCCAUAUAAUAAGAUGGGAAUAUUCACUGGUUGGGGAUUCACCACGAAUACCGGGGACUGUCCGGAUAACUUGCAAAAAAUCAAUAUAACCCUCUACGAACCUGAUUACUGCAUUCAUAAUUCUAUGGAUCUAUACCAGAACGACGGUACUGACAUCUGUGCAGGUUCCGAUAAAAAAGGACGGGGCGUUUGCUACAAAGAUUCGGGUGGCCCGUUUGUCGUGGAUGGCAUUCAAUAUGGAGUCCUAUCCUGGAUGACGAUUCCUUGUGGCAGCCACGUAGUCGGUUUCAGCAACAUCGCACACUUUAGAGAUUGGAUUUUUAGCAUUUCAGGCAUUUAAAUAACAUUAUGAAUAAAGUAUUAAAAAUUCUCUAGUAAA
Molecule: messenger RNA, 865 nt
Organism: Anthonomus grandis grandis
Lineage: Eukaryota; Metazoa; Arthropoda; Insecta; Coleoptera; Curculionidae
Product: chymotrypsin-2-like
Exons: 7
Coding region: 50-826 (258 amino acids)
Biological process (GO): proteolysis
Molecular function (GO): serine-type endopeptidase activity
Source: RefSeq, a predicted model, not a curated record